Molecule: messenger RNA, 1225 nt
Organism: Chara braunii
Lineage: Eukaryota; Viridiplantae; Streptophyta; Charophyceae; Charales; Characeae
Source: the annotation of a GenBank genome assembly
GGGACCGACCCACCGUAGUAGCCACAUCAUCCAUAAUUUCUUGUGUACAUGGGAUAUCUGGCCAUUGCAGAUUUUGCAAAUUGCUUGUGGGCCCCAGUGUAACGUUUCUGUUGAAGAAGACAGACUUGAUUUUGAUGUAGUUGGGGCGAUGACCGUCAUAUCUGCAUGCACGCUCACACGACAUGUCAUUGAAUGACGUAUGGGUGAAAGUCUGUUUACAAUGUUAUGAUUUUCCUGUUGCAUCUAUCUGCUGUCCUGUGUUGUGAAGCUUGUGAGGCCACAUAUUUGCAAUUUGAGCUGGAGCAUGCGGAAAUCGUCGUCUUGGAGGCUAAAGCGGCGUAUGCAGCCACAGAGGGGAUCCUUGCAGAUCAUUGUAUUCCAUCGUCAAGGUCUGCGGACUUGCUAGAGAAGCUCCCCUCAGUAGAGGCAAUCGAUGUGGAGCCGACCCACGUGGACGCGAAGAUAAAUGGGAUGGAAGAGAAUCUUCAGGGGUCACUUCUUCCCGUGAUUACAUCGCCAAUGGAUGUAGAUAUGUCAAUAGCAGUGGCAAGUGCCGCCGAAGAGAAGAGAGGCAACAAAGGCAUCUCAACGAGGUCGAAGCGACGAGAAGAAACCCAAAAACAACAGGACUGAUGAUGAGAAGGAAGUAUUCGAAGCGAUUUGCGCCUUUCUCAUCAGUUAGUGACUCCCAAGACACACACACACACACACAAAAUUCAGUUUUUGAAAGAAAAGUAAUGUUGUGAGCAACAAAAUGAACACACGUAGAAGCACCGAAGAUAUGUGCACACUGCACAGUACACAGUGGGUUAUGGUAAUCUCUCUCUCUCUCUCUCUCUCUCUCUCUCUCUCUCUCUCUCUCUCUCUCUCUCUCUCUCUCUCUCUCUGUGUGUGUGUGUGUGUGUGUGUAGUUCUGCCAUGGAUAUGAAACAUGAAACAGCAGUUGUUGUGAGUGAUGGCAACCAACCGUUCGCACAACGACGCCAGAAAGCGAAAAAGGGGAAGAGAAGUUAAAAUGACUAGGUAGGUGUUGGACAAGGUGUAGAGUAACAAUUACGACUUUUAUUUUUUUAUGCCUAACUUUUCUCCACCACAUCAGUUAACAGGCAGUGUUCAUGCAGAACCCUUCAAAACAGGACAAUCAUUUUUGUACCUUGCCGUCCAUACAAGCACAUUCUUUAUACCAGAAACGACCACAUUCUCCGAACUUAGCCAUUUGAAUCUA